UAUUUUUAUUCUGUCUGGUUACGGUAUGUGAGAAAGACUUGUACGGGAAGGGAAGAAGAAACCUUAGACGUGAGGGGGCGAUUGAAAGACUAGUGUUGUCAGGUGACACAGAACGUUUGAAGACUUGCAACGUUUUCUCAAACUCCGGCUUUUCCGCUGGCUCUGAAAACCCUUCUCUAGCGGCUAUCGUUGCUUCGACCUGUUACAGGAUGUCUGGACAGAGCAUUACAGACAGGAUAACCGCCGCACAGCACAGUGUCACCGGCUCGGCGAUAACCAAAACGGUGUGCAAGGCGACCACUCAUGAAAUAAUGGGACCAAAAAAGAAACACUUGGAUUACUUAAUUCAGUGCACGAAUGAGAUGAAUGUGAACAUCCCUCAGCUGGCUGACACACUGUUUGAGAGGACCGCCAACACCAGCUGGGUGGUUGUCUUCAAGUCCCUCACCACCACACACCAUCUGAUGGUCUAUGGCAAUGAGAGGUUUAUACAGUAUCUGGCUUCAAGGAACACACUAUUCAACCUCAGCAAUUUUUUGGACAAAAGCGGCUUACAAGGCUACGACAUGUCAACGUUCAUAAGGAGGUAUAGCCGCUACCUGAAUGAGAAGGCGGUGUCCUACAGACAAGUCGCUUUUGACUUUACUAAAGUGAAAAGAGGGUCUGAUGGAUUGAUGAGAACCAUGAACACUGAAAAGCUCCUCAAGACCAUCCCUAUUAUCCAAAAUCAGAUGGAUGUGUUACUUGAUUUCAACGUCAAUGCCAAUGAACUGACAAAUGGUGUUAUCAAUGCAGCCUUCAUGCUUCUGUUCAAAGAUGCCAUCCGGCUGUUUGCAGCCUACAAUGAAGGCAUAAUCAAUCUCCUGGAGAAGUACUUUGACAUGAAGAAAGUGCAGUGCAAGGAUGGACUGGACAUCUACAAGAAAUUCCUUACACGAAUGACAAGAAUCUCAGAGUUCCUCAAAGUCGCAGAGCAAGUGGGGAUUGAUCGAGGUGACAUCCCAGAUCUGUCUCAGUUUACAGUGUGUGCCCCCAGCAGCCUGCUAGACGCCCUGGAACAACACUUGGCCUCUUUAGAGGGAAAGAAAGUCAAAGACUCGACAGCAGCCAGCAGGGCCAGCACCCUCUCCAAUGCAGUAUCUUCUCUGGCCAACACCGGCAUAUCUUUCACCAAAGUGGACGAGAGGGAAAAACAGGCAGCGCUGGAGGAAGAGCAGGCUCGUCUAAAAGCACUCAAGGAGCAGCGUGUUAUGGAGCUCCAGAAGAAUCCUGCUCUAGCGACUACAGACUCCUCCCCAGUCUCCAUAGUGGGUGGAACCAUUAACUCAACUCCUGCCAUUGACCUCUUCUCCACACCGAGCUCUACCAACAGUGCAUCCAAAGCAGCCAAUGACCUUUUGGACCUGCAGCCAGCUUUCCAGCAGCCGCUGCCUCUCUCCACUGCCAACUCAUGGGGAGAUCCUUUCACCUAUGCUGCAGAAGCUGUGGAGGAAUCCACUCCAAUCUCAAACCCUUUCAUCACACCACCACCUGUUGUCGAUGCUGUCCAGCUGUCCGUGGCGUCCUCGGACGCUAACGGUCUGUCCUCUAGGACACCGAGCCACGAAGUGUUCGACUCCUUCUGUGGGCCAAGCCCUUACACCACCCUCUUCCAAUCAGAGCCCCCUGCUGUAGCUGGUCUAUUCAGAGCAGGGUUCACGGCCUCCCCCACGCAGCAGCAGCCACCACAGGACUCUCGGGGCCUUAACGUCGAUUUUGACUCCGUAUUUGGCAACAACACUAAUGCCAACAACCUGGAUUCCACAGAUGUUUUAGGUGGCAUCCUUAAACCUACAGUGGCAUCCUCACCCAAUCAGUGCAUGACCCUGAACGGUCAGCAGGCCAACAAACUUGUGUCCAAUGACCUGGACUCUUCACUGGCCAAUCUGGUCGGCAAUCUGGGGAUUGGCAACGGCACAGCAAAGAAUGAUCUUCACUGGAGUCAGCCGGGUGAGAAGAAGCUGACGGGUGGAAACAACUGGCAGCCCAAGACGGCACCUUCCACCACCUGGAACCCCGCAACUAUGGCUCCAUCUGUCAUGGCCUUCCCUGCAACCACACCCACAGGCAUGAUGACAUAUGGAAUGCCUCCCCACAUGGGCUCCAUGAUGAUGACUCAGCCCACUGUGAUGUACACUCAGCCUGUGAUGAGGCCACCCAACCCCUUUGGCCCCAAUCCAGGCGCACAGAUGCAGUUCAUGUAACGUGGCGCAGAGAAGCGGAGAAGGGAGUCUUUCCCGUCUGAAGAGGAUUCACAACAAAGUCGACAAUCGGCACAGACCCUGCGGUUUGCUUGUCACGAACUUUAACCUCUCCGAGAACGAAAGGCCCCGAAAUUGAGACUUUUUGAAUGAAAUUAACGGUGACUCAGAGCAGCUCUGGCCAUCUCAGUGGACAUAGUGCCCAUCCAGUCAUGUCUAAGUCAUAGCAGCAGAAGAAGAAGAUGACGAUGAAGAAGGAGAUUAUGUAUGUACAGUUUUCUGCCAUUCACGUCAUGUGGAUGGGGACCAGCCCCCACUGUAUCCUGGCCUAUGAAAGAUUUCUGACAUUAAUGCUUGUGUAUAUGGAGGAAAAAAAGAAGAAAAAAAAGUGGGUUGUCUCACUCUCACUCACUCACUCACACACACACACACACACACACACACACACACCACUUUUUGAGUUGUCUUUCGUUGGUGCUCUUCUCUCCAGGUGAGUCCGAGAGAGACAGACAGACAGAGAGAGAGAGAGAGUCACCUCCCGAUCCAUGAUUUCCUUUCUUAAAGUCACCCUCAAAAUCAAAGGCAACGAUUAUAAACUCCAACUUUAUACCACGCAUUUUGGGUUUUUCUUUUUUAUGUUAUUGUUUGCAGUAGACAUUCCUUGUGUAUUGUUUGUAUUUAUUUAUGAUUACCUAUAGAGAGGAUGACAUUAUUAUUAUUAUUAUUAUUAUUAUCAUUAUUACAGAAAAUAAGUAAAUGAAUAAAUAAAAAAUGUAAAUGUAACUAGUCACAGACUUCCCCCCUCACGUGGAAGCUCUUCAGGUUUAUUCAUGGGUAUGAUUGAUGGUAGAAUUUGGAUUUUUUUUUGAGUGAUUGAGAAUAUUUUUAAAAGAACAAAAAAAAAAAGAAGAAGAAAGUUAAUAUAAAGUUUAAAGAGAUGACACGUUUUGCUGCUGGGGCACUAAAUAUUAUCUGUACUCUGCAUGAUGCCUUGUACAGUUGUGGGCGUACGACUUGAAGGAGUCACACCGAGGAUUGUGUAAUUAUUCAGUAUCGUCGUCAAAAUUUACAUUUAAAAAAAUCCAUGAGGUUGUUUUUUCUAUGUAUUUGGCAAAAACAAAAGAGGGAUUUUUUUUCACAUCAGCAAAAGCACUACACACUCUCUGACUGAGGCGACGUCCCCGUUUGGAAAAGAAUCGCCAUUUCUGCUUCUCGAUGCUUUCUGGCAUGCCAUUCGUUUAUUCUUCCCAACCUCGAUGUGCAGGGUCAUUUUAAUGCUUGGCUCAUGUUUUCGCAGGGUGUUCGGGACACUGGGGGUGGGGGUGGAGGGAGGGAGUGAGGGAGUGUUCAUGUGUAAGUAACAGGCAAGGUGUGUGGGCGGAGCCUGUGAGGUCUAGCCGGGGCAGGAGAAUGGAGCACUGUUGACCGGUGCUUUGUGUACAUAAAACUGAUCCUGCCCGUCACAGGGAAGGGGGGCAGCUGUAGCUGUGAAAGAUGACCUGAACAUGAAAGUGCCCCUUAAUCCAUGAACUGAGCAUAAUUGUUGCAUCGUCCCUUCAGAUUAUAUUUUUUUUGUUUUGAUUUUUUUUUUUUUUCCAAUAAAGUGCAAGCUUCCACACUUA
This is a messenger RNA of Solea senegalensis (Senegalese sole), 3862 nucleotides long. It is a transcript of the gene picalma, whose product is annotated as phosphatidylinositol binding clathrin assembly protein a. Gene Ontology annotation, molecular function: clathrin heavy chain binding; SNARE binding; 1-phosphatidylinositol binding. Lineage: Eukaryota; Metazoa; Chordata; Actinopteri; Pleuronectiformes; Soleidae. The coding region runs from base 210 to 2243 and encodes 677 amino acids. The record is from RefSeq and is a predicted model, not a curated record. Gene Ontology annotation, biological process: clathrin coat assembly; synaptic vesicle budding from presynaptic endocytic zone membrane; clathrin-dependent endocytosis. The transcript has 23 exons. Gene Ontology annotation, cellular component: extrinsic component of presynaptic endocytic zone membrane; clathrin-coated vesicle; clathrin-coated pit.